Hemicordylus capensis (graceful crag lizard) is the source of this 2723-nucleotide messenger RNA. RefSeq names its product sepiapterin reductase (gene SPR). The coding region runs from base 351 to 1136 and encodes 261 amino acids. Gene Ontology annotation, biological process: tetrahydrobiopterin biosynthetic process. Gene Ontology annotation, molecular function: sepiapterin reductase (NADP+) activity. Lineage: Eukaryota; Metazoa; Chordata; Lepidosauria; Squamata; Cordylidae. The record is from RefSeq and is a predicted model, not a curated record. The transcript has 3 exons.
UGCUCUCGCGGGAUCCCCCUCCGCGCCGGGGAGCCACCCGCAAAGGAAGGAGCCCAGGGCAAGGUCAGGGCCGCCCCCGAGCUGGCGCUUCCUCCCGGGCCGGACUCGGCUGCUCCAGCGCGCGGCCCCGGGGGCGCCUGCCUGCCUGCGCCUGCCCCUCCUCUCCGGCCAGCGGCCCCGGGCCUGCCCUGCCCUGCCCUGCCCGCGCCAGGCACCGCCCCCGCGCCCUCCCCGGGGCGGUGGCAGCAGCAGCAGCGGCCACCGUCGGGACGGGACGAGGCGCCGCCAGCCACCAGGCCGAGCCCGGCGGGGGCGCACGGACCGCACACGCGUCCGGGCAGGAGGCGGCGAUGGCGGAGGCGGGAGGGACGCUGGGCCGGGCGCUGUGCGUGGUGACGGGCGCCUCGCGGGGCUUCGGCUGCAGCCUGGCCCGGCUGGCGGCCCCGCGGCUGGCGCCCGGCUCGGCGCUGCUGCUGGUGGCGCGCUCGGCGGCGGCGCUGGCCGAGCUGGAGGGCGAGCUGGGCGCCGCCUGCCCGGGCCUGCGCGUCCAGAGCGUCCCCGCCGACCUGGCCACCGAGGAGGGGCUGCAGCGGGUGCUCCGGGCCGCGCGCGGGGCCGGCCGCCUCGAGCGCCUCUUGCUGGUCAACAACGCCGCAUCUCUUGGGGAUGUUUCCAAAUCCUUCUUGGACUUCACCAGCCCAGCUGAAGUCAAUGGCUACCUGGCGCUCAAUGUCACCUCCGCGCUGUGCCUGACCUCCUCCCUCCUGAAGGCUUUCCCUGCGCAGCCUGGCCUGUGCCGGAUGGUGGUCAACAUCUCCUCACUGUGUGCCCUGAAGCCCUUCAAGACCUGGACACUCUACUGCACUGGGAAGGCGGCCCGGGACAUGAUGUUCCAGGUCCUUGCAGCGGAAGAGCCGGAUGUCCGGGUGCUCAACUAUGCGCCAGGCCCCCUGGACACUGAUAUGCAAGAAGUGGCACGGACCAAAUCGGGAGACCCAGACCUGCGGCAACAGUUCCUCCUCAUGAAGCAGAGCGGGCGCCUCCUGGACUGCGAUGCUUCAUCCCAAAAGCUGUUGAGUCUUCUUCUGGCAAACACUUUUGAAUCAGGGGCACAUGUUGACUUCUAUGAUGUCUGAGUGGUGGUGGUUUUUCUCUGGCUUGGCUUGGCUUGUGCUCCUGGGGAAAUCCCCUUCAGGUGCUGCUUCCCACGGGUGUGGGCGGGGUUGCGCUCUCUUCUUAAUGCCGUGGAUAAAAGGCUGCAUGAGAGAUUGAUAUCAUGAGGGCAUUUGCAGAGUUCUGAAACAACUGGAUGAGACUCAAGCUCAGGAAUGAGCCCUUUGAAGUGGGGCAGGGGGUGGGAACGUGGUCUCCUGAUUACUGUUUACCACACACAUUUUGCUUUGCUUCUGGGACAGAAGAGGCAUCCCCUGCAACUGGUAUUGAGAGGCAUUGUGCCUCUGAGACUGGAGGUGGCCUAAAGCCACCAGAUUAGUAGCCAUGGAUAGACCUCUCCUCCAUGACUUUGCCUAAUUUAAAGCCAUCCAAGCUAGUGGCCAUCACCACAACUCGUGGCAGAGAAUUCCAUAGAUUAAUUGUGUGCUGUGUGAAAAAGUACUUCCUUUUGUUGGUCUGAAAUCUCCCAGCCUUCAGUUUCAUAGGAUAACCCCUGGUUCUAGUGUUGUGAGAGAGGGAGAAAAAUUUCUCUCUGUCUUCCCUCUCCACUCCAUACAUAAUUUUAUUAUUUCUUUAUUAUGUCUCCACCUAGUCAGAAAGAGCCCCAGAUGCUGUAGGAAGGUGCUCCAGGCUUCUGAUCAUCUUGGUUGCCCUCUUCUGCACCUUUUCCAGUUCUACAAUAUCUUUCUUAAGAUACAGUGACCAAAGCUGUACACAGUACUCCAGUUGCAGCUGCACUGUAGAUUUUCAUAGGGGCAUUAUAAUAUUAGCAUUUUUAUUUUCAACCCCCUUCCUAAUGAUCCCUAGCAUGGAAUUGGCCUUUUUCACAGCUGCCACACUGAGAUGACACUUUCAAUGAGCUGUCCACCACGACCCCAAGCGCUUUCUCCUGGUCAGUCACCAACAGCUCAGAUCCCAUCAGCAUAUGUGUGAACCUGGGGUUCUUUGCCCCAAUAUGCAUCACUUUAUACUUGCUAGCAUUGAACCGCAUUUGCCAUUUGGUCGCCCACUCCCACAGUUUGGAGAGAUCUUUUUGCAUCUCCACAAUUUCACUACCCUAAAUAGUUUGGUGUCAUCUGCAAAUUUGGCCACCUUGCUGCUUACCCCAACUUCUAGAUCAUUUAUGAAUACAAACUACCAAACAAACUGGUCCAACUACCGAACCCUGGAGGACCCCACUUCCUACCUACCUCCACUGUGAAAACUGUCCAUUUAUACCUACCCUCUGUUUCCUGUCCUUCAACCAGUUACCUAUCCACACAUUAACCUGUCCCCUUAUCCCAUGUCUGCUAGGUUUACUCAAGAGCCUUUAAUGUGCAAGUUUGUCAAAAGCUUUCUGGUAGUCCAAGUAUACUAUAUCAACCGAUAUACAUUAAUGUUACAAGAAGAUGGUACAACAGAAUAAAAGAACAUUUGCAACAUGUACAGUUGGUAUAGCUCUUAUUAGACUGCUAUAUUGGUCAUGCUCAUAUAUUCAAUCCAUCGUCUUCUUAACCAUUUCAACCAAGAUCUUACUUGGAUUAUAAUAAACCCUAUUUGUUUCCAAUGUA